Messenger RNA from Daldinia decipiens, 2080 nucleotides. Its product is annotated as general substrate transporter. Gene Ontology annotation, cellular component: membrane. NCBI's taxonomy places the organism in Eukaryota, Fungi, Ascomycota, Sordariomycetes, Xylariales, Hypoxylaceae. The transcript is spliced from 9 exons. The record is from RefSeq and is a predicted model, not a curated record. Gene Ontology annotation, biological process: carbohydrate transport; transmembrane transport. Bases 319 to 1899 code for a protein of 526 amino acids. Gene Ontology annotation, molecular function: carbohydrate:proton symporter activity.
AGGGUCUGGAAAUCAGGCUUGGCGGCUAAAUAGAAAAAUGGCUAUAGCUACUCGCGACCUGUCGUGAUUUGCGCGCAAUCUAGGUAUAAGCUUAUAUUGCCUUAUUAACCGCCGAAUCCUACUGGAACAAUCGGCCCGAGUUAAAAGCCUUUAGUUAUAUAUGUAGUUAUAUAUGAGCGAGCACAUUACUAUGGCUCGAUUCUGUAGGAUAGAUUUCACUGGAGUUCAGAGACCGGAACUUGUCUCAUCGGACUUUGUCUCUCUUCGCGAAAAAUAAUCCCGGUCAAUUACUUCGGUUCGUGAGAAAAGUUCGACAAGAUGGUUGGCGGCGGCGUUCAGACGGACAAUAUCGUCCAUCGCAUGGCGAUGGAGGAUAAGGUUCCAUGGCACAAGAAGAAGAAUUUGCGCUACCUGUACUUCAUGUUGUUUCCGUGCUUGAUGGGAAUCGAAAUGACUUCUGGAUUCGAUUCACAAAUUAUCAACGCCGUCCAGCUGGUUCCCGCGUGGAGUAACUAUUUCGGACAUCCAACAGGUGGUUACAAGGGCAUCUUGGCCUCGGCAUUACCGCUCGGCUCCGUCAUCGGUCUUCCAUUCAUCCCGCUCCUCAACGAUAACUUGGGUCGACGAUGGUGUGUGAUGUUUGGUAGUGUAGUGAUGAUCAUAGGGUCUUUGAUCCAGGGGUUCGCUGUCAACGGCGCGAUGUAUAUUGUCUCUCGGCUUAUCAUUGGAUUCGGGCUUCCCUACGCUAUUGUUGCAGGAUCAAGUUUGAUCGGAGAACUUGCGUAUCCCAAAGAGCGUGCUAUCUUGACAUCCCUGUUCAACGCGGCCUACUUCAUCGGUGCUAUCGUGGCUUCGUCUGUAACCUAUGGAACUCAGCAAAUCCCGUCGGACUGGUCCUGGAGAGUUCCUUCCCUUCUUCAAAUGUCGCCCUCUCUGUUACAGGUUGCCUUGAUUCUAUUCCUGCCCGAAAGUCCUCGAUUCUUGAUUAGCAAGGAGCGAUACGAGGAAGCCUUCAAAGUCCUAGUUACAUACCACGCUGAGGGUGAUGAGAAUUCGGAGUUCGCUAAGGCGGAAAUGGCCGAGAUUAAAACUACUAUUGACAUUGAGAUGGAACAUUCGAAGCGCUCCUGGAUGGACACGUUCAGCACAGCAGGAAACCGAAAACGUGUGAUGAUAGGUUCGCUCGUAGGAGUUAUGUCGCAACUUUCCGGAAAUGUGGUUAUCUCCUACUACUUGGGCGAUAUCCUUAACCUGAUCGGCUUCACGGACCCUAGCUUCCAGGCCAAAUACAACAUCGGGAACCAGGUCUGGGGUUUAGUCUGCGCCGUAUUGACCGCACUUCUGGUAAUGAGAUUUCGCCGGCGAACAAUGUACUUAACGUCGAUCAUUGGAAUCUUGGUGAUCUAUGUAGCAUGGACUAUAUCCGCGGCAGAGGCUAUCGUGGGAGGUUCAAAAGCUGCGGGUAAACUCUGCUUGUUCUGGAUCUACGCAUACCAACCAGCCUACAACAUGGGUUUCAAUGCUCUGACAUACACGUACCUUAUCGAGAUUUUCCCGUAUGCCAUGAGAGCUCGUGGAAUUUCAAUCUUCCAGUUCUUCGGAAAAGCCUCCCAGUUCUUUGGUACGAAUGUGAACCCUGUCGGAUUGGACCCUAUUACCGGCAUCGGCUGGAAGUUCUUAAUCGUGUACUGCUGUUGGAUUACUGUCGAGGCCAUUCUCAUCUAUUUCCUCUGGCCCGAGACUUCGGGCCGCACUCUGGAGGAGCUUGCUUUCUUGUUCGAAGACGAUGAGCGUGCUCAUGCCGCGACGGAAGCUGUCGAGAAGCAAAUCCAUCAUGAGGAAGUCAACCACCACGAGGAUGUGGACGUGUCCAAAACGGCUAGUAAAGACCAAGUUUAAAACACUAAAUGUGGCCUCUAGUAUUAUAGCUCACUUGGUACUAUGAUUCGUUCACCAAAGAAGGCCCCAGCCUUGUCAUGGGUUGGAAUAUUGCCCAAGAGGCUUCAAAUAUUAUCUUAGAUUAAGGUAUAUUGAGUGACCCCUUUCGGGGACUGCAACUUGAAUACAUAUUAGAGAGCUA